UCGAGAGAAAGCACAAGAACCUCUCAUAGCAGACACCAAACAAAAAUUCUGCUGCUCACAAAUCAAGAGUCACCCAAAAAUCAACAAGAAGAACACAAAGUUUAACCAAGCUUAUGCUUGACAGAGAAGAUACAGCCGUGGAAGUGGUGAAAUCUGUCUUUUUAUCUUUAAUAAUUCCAAAACAACUCGAAGACCAGACAAGCAAAGAAUUAAUCUUUUGACUUGGUGACUGGACUUUCAAUGCUCCAAUGCCGGUGGAGUAACAUGUUGAUGUUGUCAAAGAAAUUAAACGCCUUGACACUGCAGCUAGUCUUAGCUUACUUUAUUAUCUAUCGUUAGGGCCAAACAACUAGGCGAGGCACAGAAAUUCCAUCGCACUUUUACUUAGAAUUCCAUGGCGGUGAUGAAGGGACCAAGGCCAACACCUCCCGGUAACAUGGCAGCUAGUUUUCUUGACAUGUGUCCGGUCAUGUCAUUUCGGUUACGACGUUUCAUGUCCUCCCUCGUGUUGAUACUCUUGUCUUCCCUCGCGGUUUGUUCAGCUUUCCUGUCAGAGUUCCAACGCCAGCAAGAUAGUACCAGCAACAGCUCACCUGUUUUGCAGGCGUCACAUCGUCUUCUAGCUAACAUUUGCCCAAAAAUGGACGCUGAAAAUAGCAGUGAAUGCUCAAAAAAGGUUGUUGAAGUUUCACAAAUUAGAUGUGCAUUGGCAUUAUUGGAUGCUAACUUCUUUAAUGAUACUAAGGUGCUUGAGAUUGCAAAGGCUGCAAAAGAGUUCAAUAUUCCCAUAGUAAGAGCCAACAGAAAGUUAGUGGCUUCUGCUAAUGGUGGCCUGCAUAAUCCUUCUCCUUUGGUUUUUAAUCCUGAGUGGAGCAAGGAGCAAUCACAAGGCAAGGCCGGUAGAUUUAAUCAUCCUUUGACUCUGGGCAUUCAAAGACCAAAGAAUGAAGAAGAUAUAGCCUUCAUGAGUGUUCUUGAGCUAGGAGAACUCAUCAAGACAAAACAGAUUACUUCCGAGGAGCUUACAAGAAUUUUUCUGAAGAGAUUAAAGAGGUACAAUCCAGUACUUGAAGCUGUGAUUACUUAUACUGAAGAUUUAGCUUACAAGCAAGCUCAAGAAGCUGACAAAUUGCUCUCCAAAGGAGUGUAUUUAGGACCUCUCCAUGGCAUCCCUUAUGGAUUGAAGGAUAUAAUCUCAGUACCUCAUUACAAUACAACUUGGGGUUCAACAACUUUCAAAAAUCAAAUGCUUAACAUGGAAGCCUGGGUAUAUAAGAGGUUAAAAUCUGCAGGGGCAGUUCUUGUUGCAAAGCUUGUUACUGGAUCACUGGCAUAUGAUGACAUCUGGUUCGGUGGAAGGACUAAGAACCCAUGGAAUAUUGAGGAAUUCUCUACAGGUUCAUCAGCUGGGCCUGCUGCCUGCACCGCAGCUGGUAUGGUUCCAUUUGCAAUUGGUUCAGAAACAGCUGGGUCCAUUACCUUCCCUGCAGCUCGGUGUGGAGUGACAGCAUUGCGGCCAACUUUUGGCACAGUUGGAAGAACUGGUGUAAUGAGCAUAUCAGAAAGCUUGGAUAAGCUUGGUCCAUUCUGUAGAUAUGCUGCCGAUUGUGCAGUUAUUCUGGAUGCCAUCAGAGGGAAAGAUCCUGAUGAUCAGUCAUCAAGAGACAUUCCCUUUGGUGACCCAUUCUCAGUUGACAUCACAAAGCUUACAGUUGGUUAUCUUGAAGAUGCUGACAAGGAGGUUGUUCAUGUGCUUGAGUCGAAGGGUGUUAAGAUGGUUCCUUUCAAGCUGAAUUAUACUGUCAACUCUGUUCAAGGUAUCCUAAAUUUCACAAUGGAUGUUGACAUGUUGGCCCACUUUGAUGAAUGGCAACGCUCUGGGAAGGAUGAUGAGUAUGAAACUCAAGAUCAAUGGCCUCUUGAAUUACGUCGGGCACGUGUAGUUUCAGCUGUGGACUAUGUCCAGGCACAAAGAGCUCGGGGAAAGUUAAUCCGAGACGUGAAAGAAAGUUUUACUGUGGAUGCAUUCAUUGGAAAUGCAACUGAUUGGGAGCGAGUAUGCAUGGGAAAUCUUGUAGGUUUGCCAGUAAUUGUUGUACCGACUGGGUUCACUAACAUAUCUAAUCCACCUUCAAAUGGUACUCGUAGAAGAACCACGGUCAACACGGGCAUUUAUGCUCCUCCGAACCAUGAUCACAUUGCAUUAGCAUUGGCAAUGGCUUACCAGUCUGUCACAAAUCACCAUAAGCAGCGCCCUCCCAUUGAUGAUCUUGGACCAAAUGACACAAUUCCGAAUCCGCCCACAGUUACCAUCCCUCCUAGACGCUAGCAUCAUAAAGAAAUUCUAUAUGCAAAAGAACUUGAGUGCUUACUUUGCAAUUCUCAAGCCAGCUCCAUCAUUUAACGUGAUGUUGAAGAAAAAUCUCAUGGAAAUGGAAUGAUUACUGAUACCCCCUCAGUAAAGCUAGAGGCAGUUGAAAAAACCUCUGAAGCAAAAAGGAAACAAGUCCCUGUUGUGGUUCUUUUUCUCUGUUUCCUUCUUUUUACCGUCUCGUGAUUCUGUUUUUGUGAUGCUGAUUAAAAAUAUGGAUAAUCUUCCCUCCGCAAGCACAAGUAGAUUCCCGAAACAUGAAACAGUAAUUUUAGGCAGGAAGUUAUGCAGGCGCUAUCCGUGUCCCUCGCGCACCAACUUUAUUCCUUUUGCCCAUGCCGUCUAACAAUGAGAAUCCACAAAUAAGCAUUGUGGCCGCCCUUGCCUUUUCUUUCAGGGACAAGUAGUUUAGAAUACUUUUCUAAGAUUGUAUGUGUUUACUUGCUUGGAGUCAACCACGUGUUCAAUGUGCUGCGCAAUUGAACUAAAAGGUAGUUCAGAAAUUCUUCACGGCCCUGGAAGAGGUUGAGAGUUCACUUAUUUA
This is a messenger RNA of Theobroma umbraticum, 2915 nucleotides long. Its product is annotated as Amidase family protein. Gene Ontology annotation, molecular function: glutaminyl-tRNA synthase (glutamine-hydrolyzing) activity. NCBI's taxonomy places the organism in Eukaryota, Viridiplantae, Streptophyta, Magnoliopsida, Malvales, Malvaceae. The record is from RefSeq and is a predicted model, not a curated record.